This is a messenger RNA of Helianthus annuus (common sunflower), 1565 nucleotides long. RefSeq names its product endoplasmic reticulum-Golgi intermediate compartment protein 3. Gene Ontology annotation, cellular component: COPII-coated ER to Golgi transport vesicle; endoplasmic reticulum. The transcript is spliced from 12 exons. Lineage: Eukaryota; Viridiplantae; Streptophyta; Magnoliopsida; Asterales; Asteraceae. The record is from RefSeq and is a predicted model, not a curated record. Bases 200 to 1366 code for a protein of 388 amino acids.
UUUUUUGCAAUUUACCAAUUCCUCAGAAAAAACUGGAAUUCAAAGUGACAAGUGGCGGAAUAUGACCCAAGCAACCCAUAACCUCACCGGAGAUCAUACAAACUCGCUCUCUAAACUUUUCCGGCGACGGCGAACAACACAGAUGAAUGAAUUAUGAAAACACACACAUGCAUGUUUUGAAAUUGCAGUGAGUUUUGAGAUGUCCGGCGUUAUGAACAGAGUUUUCAGUAGGGUUCGGAAUCUGGAUGCGUAUCCUAAAAUUAACGAGGAUUUUUACAGUCGUACGCUUUCUGGUGGUGUUAUUACCUUAGCUUCUUCCAUUGCCAUGCUGCUCCUUGUUAUCUCAGAGCUAGCUAUGUAUCUCCAAACAGUUACAGAAACAAAGCUUGUAGUUGAUACUUCAAGAGGGGAAAAACUCAAAAUAAAUUUUGAUAUCUCAUUCCCUGCUGUUUCCUGUACACUACUCAGUCUGGAUGCCAUAGAUAUCAGUGGGGAGCAACAUCUUGAUAUUAAACAUGCUAUAAUAAAGAAAAGACUUGAUGCUAACGGCAAUCUCAUUCAAUUGAGAAUUGAUCGUAUUGGUGUCCCAAAGAUUGGGAAGCCGAUCCAGAAACAUGGUGGGGAGAUUGAACAUAAUGAAACAUAUUGUGGUUCAUGCUAUGGUGCAGAGUUGUCAUCGACUGAAUGUUGUAAUUCAUGUGACGCCGUUCGUGAAGCAUAUCGACGGAGAGGCUGGGGAUUGAUGAAUCCUGAUUCGAUUGACCAGUGCAAAAGAGAAGGUUUUGUUCAGAGGAUUAAAGCUGAAGAAGGUGAAGGAUGCAAUUUAUCCGGAUCGUUACAGGUCAACAAGGUGGCUGGAAAUUUUCACUUUGUCAAAAGCUUUCAUCUGGCAAAUAUACAUGUUACCCAUGAUGUUAAGGCUUUUGAAGAUGAUAGUUAUAAUAUAAGUCACAAGAUAAAUAAACUAUCUUUUGGAGAUCAUUAUCCUGGUAUUAUAAAUCCACUUGAUGGGGUAGAAUGGUUUCAACAUACUCCAAAUGGAAUGUAUCAAUAUUUCAUCAAGGUGGUACCAACUGUGUACACUCCUCUUAGAGGUUCGGUCAUUCGGUCAAAUCAGUUCUCUGUGACAGAACAUUAUAAGGGUCCAGAAGUACGAAAAAAUUCACUUCCUGGAGUUUUUUUCUUUUAUGACCUUUCUGGAAUUAAGGUGAAUUUCACAGAAACACAUACCUCCUUCUUACACUUCUUGACCAAUAUUUGUGCAAUAGUUGGAGGUAUCUUCACAGUUGCAGGGAUUUUCGAUUCGUUCAUUUAUCAUGGUCAUAAGGCGUUGAAGAAGAAAAGGGAUCUCGGAAAAUUAGGCUAAGGUACUUCAAACCUUUGCCACAUAAUCCAGGUUCAGUCUCCUUCGAUUUUGUCGUUAUAAUUAUCUCUUUUGUAAUGAUUUCGCACGCAAAAUGUAUAGUUUAGUGACAGAGGGACAAUUUUAACAUUUUUUAUUCUUUGCAAAAGUAUACACAAGUUUUGGUAUCAUUAUACUACAGAAAUAUUGCUUUUAGAUUUUA